CUCCAGUGUCUUCUAUGCCUCAUCUUCAAAGAUUUAUUUUCACUGCUCAUUAUCCAUUCCACAUUUCUGCACUCAGAUAGCACCAUGCAUGUUCAACAAUUCUCUCUUCUUCUACUUUUCACCUUGUUUCAAGCAACAGCUUGCUCAGGCAGUUCUAUCGUAGGAGGCAGAGAGGUCAAAAAACCUAAACCAUGGAUAGUCUCAAUCCAGGACCAGAACUGGCACAUCUGUGGAGGAACUCUUAUUCAUCAGCAGUGGGUUUUAACAGCUGCACACUGCAAAAUGCAUUUCAAAUCUAAACAAAGGACAGUGCUUGUAGGUGCUCAUUCUCUGACAAAGGACAAAAAUGCUCAGCGAGUUGAAAUCUUGAACUUUCACAUCCCUAAAACAUUUAGUAUUAAAACUAAGGUUGAUGACAUCAUGCUCCUGAAGCUCCAAAACAAAGUUCAGCUUAAGAAAAACAAAGUGGAAGUGAAGACAAUUCCCAAAUCAGGUAUAGACAUUCCAGCAGGGACAAAAUGUGAAGUGAGAGGAUGGGGAACCACUCAGGAAGAUGAUCUUAAAUGCUCUGACACCCUGCAAGAAGUGGAGGUGAUGGUGGUGGACAGGGGACUGUGUAACUGCUACUACAACAACAAACCUGCCAUUACUGAUGACAUGCUGUGUGCAGGAAACAAGCAGGGGAAGAAAGAUGCAUGCUUGGGGGAUUCUGGGGGACCCCUGGAGUGUAAGAAAAGCAUUGUGGGUCUAGUGUCAGGAGGAGAUGGCUGUGGCAAGCCCAAGAAACCCGGUGUCUACACUCUUCUCUCCAAGAGACACAUUUUCUGGAUUAAGAACGUAAUUAAAAAGCAAUCCAACAGCACAGAAGUCUAGAAACAAAUUUAUCAAUCCAUAUGGUGUUGUACACGGUAUCAAUCAGCAUAUACACCAUAUAUUAUUGACUUGCUUUUUGGUAUUCUUUCAUCUUUUACUUCAUAUAUAUGGCUGAAAAUCAGGAGAGAGCGAGAGAGAGGGGAAUGAUUGCUUAAUUAUAAAUGUACUCGAUCAGCCAAGACAUGUUUGGGGUCUUGAAAGCUGCCUCUUUUUUUGUUGUUGUUUGUUUCUCUCUUUUGAAGAAAUAUGGCGUUAUGGUUGUUUUUCUCAGUGACUUUUGUCCAUGUCCAAAGCCAAUUGUGGAAUGAUUUGCACAUGUACACUUAGUGCACCAUGCUAAACUGGUGGUCAUAUAUUUCUAUUUUGUGCUAGCAACAUUAACCUCUUCAUUCCCAUUAACAACUAUGUCUUUAAUGAAACAUGGGUUUCAUUUGUAAUUCUGAGCAAUACUGGGAACAGCCACAUAAACAAGAUUCUGUAAGUAAGGAAUAAAACCCUGUGUGUGGCGCUGUUACAGGAAAAAAAUCACCAUAAUGGUUUUGUUGCCACAUUAAAGAAACAGUACAUCCACAAGUGUUUCAUUCCUCUUAUAACACAGCAAUUUGCCAACAAGUACAAUUAUUUAUUUCUUAAAGAACAACAUAUCAUGCUUUUAAGAACAUUUACAGUUGCAUUUAAUAUUGUGGCAUGUCUGUGAAACACAAUCAUUCUUUCACCACGUUGUCAUAUAAGUCACUGUCCAUGAGCUGUUACUAUAGAAACAAUGAUUAAAUAAAGAUGUUUGUUGCAGCUUCA
Neoarius graeffei (lesser salmon catfish) is the source of this 1668-nucleotide messenger RNA. Its product is annotated as granzyme K-like. NCBI's taxonomy places the organism in Eukaryota, Metazoa, Chordata, Actinopteri, Siluriformes, Ariidae. Gene Ontology annotation, biological process: proteolysis. Gene Ontology annotation, molecular function: serine-type endopeptidase activity. The coding region runs from base 85 to 873 and encodes 262 amino acids. The transcript has 5 exons. The record is from RefSeq and is a predicted model, not a curated record.